AUGUCUGAAGAUAAACCUGUCACAGACAUUAUUACUUUGACUCGCCAUGUUCUUGAAGAACAGCGCAAAUAUAAAGAUGCCAGUGGAGACUUAACUUUGUUGUUGAAUAUCAUUCAACUUGGUUGUAAAUUUGUAUCAACUAAUGUUCGAAAGGCUCGUCUGUUGAAUUUAGUUGGUCUCGCUGGUGGUGCUCAAAAUGUCUCCGGUGAAGAUCAAAAAAAGCUCGAUAUUAUUUCUAAUGAAAUUUUUGUAAAUGCGCUUCGUUCUUCCGGAAAAGUAUCUGUAAUGGUAUCUGAAGAAGAAGAAGCAGCGAUAAUUGUGGAAGAAGGGUUGAAAGGAAAAUAUUGCGUUGUCUUCGAUCCGUUGGAUGGGUCCUCCAACAUUGACGCUGGUGUUAAUGUUGGCACUAUUUUCGGUAUUUAUCGAGUGCUUGAAGAUUCCUCUGGUAAUAUCUCAGAUGUUCUUCGACCUGGUCGAGAAAUGGUCGUUGCUGGUUACUGUAUGUAUGGUAGCUCGGCAAACAUGGUUAUCUCGCUUGGAAAUGGUGUGAACGGUUAUACCCUCGACAAUGGUAUCGGCGAGUUUAUUCUUACCCAUCCCAACAUUAAAAUUCCGCCUCGUGGUAAGAUAUACUCUGUUAAUGAAGGAAACUCCAAGUAUUGGGACGAAGUCUGUACGGAAUACUUCCAUUCCCUAAAAUUUCCACCCGAAGGAAAAAGUUCAUAUUCAGCCCGCUAUAUUGGAUCAAUGGUAGCAGAUGUUCAUCGUACACUUCUGUAUGGUGGAAUCUUCGCGUACCCGUCUGACAAAAAAUCGAAAAACGGCAAACUUCGUAUAUUAUAUGAAUGUUUCCCAAUGGCCUUUUUAGUUGAACAAGCUGGUGGAAAAGCUAUUACUGGUACAAAGAGAGUACUCGAUGUUGUUCCCGAAUCAAUUCAUUCAAGAUGUCCAAUUUUCUUGGGUAGUAAAGAAGAUGUUGAAGAUGUGGAAAGACUGUACCAAAAACACGCUCAAUAA
Acaulospora morrowiae is the source of this 1017-nucleotide messenger RNA. Lineage: Eukaryota; Fungi; Glomeromycota; Glomeromycetes; Diversisporales; Acaulosporaceae. The record is from the annotation of a GenBank genome assembly.